Molecule: messenger RNA, 2333 nt
Organism: Micropterus salmoides (largemouth bass)
Lineage: Eukaryota; Metazoa; Chordata; Actinopteri; Centrarchiformes; Centrarchidae
Product: gamma-tubulin complex component 4
Exons: 18
Coding region: 87-2087 (666 amino acids)
Biological process (GO): spindle assembly; meiotic cell cycle; mitotic cell cycle
Cellular component (GO): equatorial microtubule organizing center; gamma-tubulin complex; spindle pole
Molecular function (GO): gamma-tubulin binding; microtubule minus-end binding
Source: RefSeq, a predicted model, not a curated record
AACCUGCGACAGCUCGGGCGGCAGUUUGUUUUGGUGGAUGAAUGAGAAACUCACCGAUGAUUUUUAUAAUUUCAGGGUGAAUUAACAUGAUUCACGAGCUGUUGCUGGCGUUGAGCGGGUACCCGGGGACGAUAUUCACAUGGAACAAACGCACAGGUUUGCAGGUGUCCCAAGACCUGCCCUUCCUUCACCCCAGUGAGACCAGUGUCCUCAACCGGCUCUCUAAACUGGGCUCAGAUUACAUUCGCUUUACAGAAUUCAUAGAACAACACACUGGCCAUGUGCAUCAACAAGAACAUCACACGAACCAGCCCAACCAGACUGGACUUCAUGGAAUUUAUUUGCGGGCUUUCUGCACCGGGCUGGACUCUGUGCUGCAGCCAUACAGACAGGCCCUGCUGGACCUGGAACAAGAGUUCCUUGGAGAUCCUCAUCUGACAAUAUCUCAUGUGAAUUACAAGCUUGAUCAGUUCCAGUUGCUGUUUCCUUCUGUGAUGGUGGUGGUGGAGACUAUAAAAUCACAGAAGAUCCAUGGCUGUCAGAUCCUGGAGACGGUGUACAAGCACAGUUGUGGAGGGCUUCCUCCUGUACGCAUGGCCUUAGAAAAGAUUCUUGCUGUGUGCCAUGGUGUGAUGUACAAGCAGCUAGCAGCUUGGAUGCUGCAUGGAUUGCUGCUGGACCAAAGCGAGGAGUUUUUCAUAAAGCAGGGGCCCAGUGCAGGAGGGGCUGCUGCCAACCAGGAGGAGGAGGAGGAGGACCUGGGGCUGGGAGGUUUGAGCGGCAAACAACUCAGAGAACUACAGGACCUGAGGCUGAUCGAGGAGGAGAACAUGCUGGCUCCGUCUCUGCAGCAGUUCUCCCUGCGAACUGAGAUGCUGCCGUCUUAUAUUCCCAUCAGAGUGGCUGAGAAGAUCCUCUUUGUGGGAGAAUCUGUCCAGAUGUUUGAAAACCACAACCACAGCCCAUCCAGAGCCGGCUCCAUACUGAAGCACCAAGAGGACUUGUUUGCUGCUGAGCUGCACAGACUCAAACAGCAACCGCUUUUCAGCCUGGUGGAUUUUGAAAAUUUGAUUGAUCACAUCAGGAGCACAGUGGCGGAGCAUCUCUGGACGUUGAUGGUGGAGGAGUCAGAUCUGCUGGAACAGCUUAAGAUUAUUAAGGACUUCUACUUGCUGGGUCGUGGCGAGCUCUACCAGGUCUUUAUUGACCUUGCGCAGCACAUGCUGAAGACGCCUCCAACAGCCGUCACUGAGCACGAUGUAAAUGUGGCCUUUCAGCAGGCAGCUCAUAAGGUGCUCCUGGACGACGACAACCUCCUGCCUCUGCUGCACCUCACUGUAGACUACCAGGGCAAAGACAGCAAAGAGGCGACGGGCCCCAGAGAUGGAGCCACUCCUCCACAAGACACCUCCCCUCGUGAGGUCCCUCCCACAGGUUGGGCUGCUCUCGGCCUCACCUACAAGGUUCAGUGGCCGCUGCACAUCCUCUUCACUCCUGCUGUCUUGGAGAAGUACAACGUUGUGUUCAGGUACCUGCUGAGUGUGCGGCGGGUGCAGUCGCAGCUGCAGCACUGCUGGGCUCUGCAGAUGCAGAGGAAACACCUCAAGUCCAGCCAGACAGAUGCCGUUAAGUGGAGACUACGCAACCACAUGGCGUUCUUGAUCGACAACCUGCAGUACUACUUGCAGGUGGAUGUGCUGGAGUCUCAGUUCUCUCAGCUGCUUCAGCUGAUCAACUCCACCAGAGACUUUGAGAGCAUCAGGCUGGCCCACGACCACUUCCUCAGUAACCUGCUCGCCCAGUCCUUCAUCCUCCUGAAGCCGGUAUUCCACUGUCUAAAUGAGAUCCUUGAGCUGUGUCAAAACUUCUGCUCACUGGUCAGUCAGACUGUGGCGUCAUUGGACGAGAGGGGAACUGCUCAGCUGGAUAUCCUUGUCAAGGGCUUUAGACGCCAGUCCUCCUUACUGUUUAAAAUCCUUUCGAGCGUGAGGAACCACCAGAUAAACUCUGAUCUGGCUCAGCUGUUACUGCGACUGGACUACAACAAAUACUACACACAGGCUGGAGGCACACUGGGCAGUGUUUAAGAAGAGGAUAAGAAUUUGGACCUUCUAUGCUAAACUCCCACACUAAACAGAAGAAACUCACAUCCGUCCUGUUCUUCGCUUUUGCCUUAACCAAAUACGGUCAGUGUGGCUUGCAUGUUAAAAUGAUCUGUAAAGGAUUAGUUCAACCAAUUUAUACAAUCAUUUUCCUCCCUCACCUCUGGUGGGAUCUAGCCAUGCAAAUUUGGGUUUUCUUUGUGAUAAUCACAUCUCUGAAAAAUAACAUUU